AUGACCAGUGAGAACCGUGCAAACCAGACCCUCGUUGGAGAACUGUUUGAAGAGUCAUUUACCACCAUUUUUGACGGUAAUGAAGAAAACGAACAACGACUUCUGGACUUUAAUAAUAUGAGACGCUCAGGAUCCGAUUUGAAAAUGGAUGAAGAAAGUGAACUACUGGAAAGCUCCGUGCCAAAAUCAGUCGGGGGUUCAGUGGAUCGAACCCCGUACAAUCCUAGCUCUGGCAAAGACGGGGAGGCUGAAGCCAAUUCCAAGUCGGAACCAGUUCAGAAUUUGCGGAAAAGAAAGGCGAAAGGUGGUGAAACGAGUGUAAAAUUCCGGCAAAGCCCCGAACCAAAGGUGGUGGUCGAAUCAGCCGACACGCAGUUGGAAUCCAGUCAGGUCACGACGGAGGACCAGUCGUCGCUAUUUGCCGAGAAAGAUCCGGAUUCUACAACUGAAGAUCAGGAUCAAGCACAAACACCACAGAAGACGUAUGAGCCUACUGGCAAAGUUCAUCGAGGGACACCAGAGCAGGCUAUAGCCACGAGGCCGAUGUCGAAGUUGGCAAAACAACUGACAGCUCCGCUUCCUUUAAAAAGUAGGCAACCUACGGAACAUGAGGCCCAACAACCUCCGCUGCAGCAAAACUCGCCUGAUCCUCAGGUUGAGCAGGAGGCACUGGAGUUGCCACAAAAUCAAGAAGCGCAACUGUCUAAAUCAACAAAAUCCGCGGGGCAUAGAGCGGUCGACGCGGUUGUGUUGCCGCCUAUAGUUCCAAUUGAAAAGGAAGAAAUCGGACCUUUAGCUGGAGCUAGUUCAGCUAGCGAGUCUGCGGAGCGUAAAGACAUCAGUUCCGAUGUCGCCAACAAGCCUGGGCGAUGCUAUAUUUUAUAG
Uncinocarpus reesii 1704 is the source of this 885-nucleotide messenger RNA. RefSeq lists its product as uncharacterized. The record is from RefSeq and is a predicted model, not a curated record. The transcript has a single exon. The coding region runs from base 1 to 885 and encodes 294 amino acids. NCBI's taxonomy places the organism in Eukaryota, Fungi, Ascomycota, Eurotiomycetes, Onygenales, Onygenaceae.